CGCAUGCGUGGGAGGCGGGGGCUUUAAGGGCGGCGGAGGCGCGGCUGGGCCCUGUCGGCUUGUCAGCCGGCUCGGACUCGCCGGCGGCCUGCGCGCGGACGCCCUGCCAUGGCGGCGGAGGAGGACCAGGUGGACGCCGCGGACACCGGCGAGCGGUCAGGAUGGCUAACUGGCUGGCUUCCCACAUGGUGCCCUACCUCCACAUCACACCUUAAAGAAGCUGAAGAGAAAAUUUUAAAAUGUGUCCCCUGCACAUACAAAAAAGAGCCUGUUCGUAUCUCAAAUGGAAAUAAGGUCUGGACGCUGAAGUUCUCCCACACUAUUUCCAAUAAGACUCCCCUCGUUCUCCUUCAUGGAUUUGGAGGAGGUCUUGGACUCUGGGCACUAAACUUUGGAGAUCUGUGUACUGACAGACCACUCUACGCUUUUGACCUGCUGGGGUUUGGACGAAGUAGCAGGCCGAGGUUUGACAGCGACGCGGAAGAAGUGGAGAAUCAGUAUGUAGAGUCCAUCGAGGAGUGGAGAUGCGCCCUCGGGCUGGACAGAGUGAUCCUGCUUGGGCAUAACCUGGGUGGGUUCUUGGCUGCUGCUUAUGCACUGAAGUACCCAUCGAGGGUCAGUCAUCUCAUUUUAGUGGAGCCUUGGGGCUUUCCUGAGCGACCCGACCUUGCUGACCAAGACAGACCGAUUCCAGUUUGGAUCCGAGCCUUGGGAGCAGCUUUGACCCCCUUCAACCCUUUAGCUGGGCUGAGGAUCGCAGGGCCCUUUGGUCUAAGCCUAGUACAGCGGCUAAGGCCUGACUUCAAGCGGAAGUACUCUUCCAUGUUUGAAGAUGACACUGUGACAGAGUACAUCUACCACUGCAAUGUGCAGACUCCCAGCGGAGAGACGGCCUUCAAAAACAUGACUAUCCCGUACGGCUGGGCCAAAAGGCCGAUGCUCCAGCGAAUCGGCAAAAUGCAUCCCGACAUCCCAGUCUCGGUCAUCUAUGGCGCCCGGUCCUGCAUAGACGGCAAUUCUGGCACUAGCAUCCAGUCUCUGCGGCCACAUUCAUACGUGAAAACGAUAGCCAUCCUGGGAGCAGGGCAUUACGUGUAUGCAGACCAGCCGGAAGACUUCAACCAGAAAGUCAAGGAGAUCUGCGACACUGUGGACUGAGCUCCCUGGGGCUGAUGGGCAGUUGCCCAGCAGUGACCCCGACUGUGGGCCAGCGGGCAUGACGGCGAGACGACCUCCCAGGCUCCCUCACUGUCCUCUGCACAUGGCUCCUGCUGAAACACUUGCCCAUUUAGACCAGCUAGUGCCUUCCAGAAGAGUGAAUCUCCCUUCUCCUACACAAAAAUGAGAUGCACACGAGCCUCCGAAUCUACUAGCUUUAAUAAAAGGUUCUCUUUCCCUUUGCUGUA
Erinaceus europaeus (western European hedgehog) is the source of this 1406-nucleotide messenger RNA. It is a transcript of the gene ABHD5, whose product is annotated as abhydrolase domain containing 5, lysophosphatidic acid acyltransferase. NCBI's taxonomy places the organism in Eukaryota, Metazoa, Chordata, Mammalia, Eulipotyphla, Erinaceidae. The transcript is spliced from 7 exons. The record is from RefSeq and is a predicted model, not a curated record. Gene Ontology annotation, cellular component: lipid droplet. Gene Ontology annotation, biological process: positive regulation of triglyceride catabolic process; negative regulation of triglyceride storage. The coding region runs from base 109 to 1158 and encodes 349 amino acids.